This is a messenger RNA of Zootermopsis nevadensis, 1025 nucleotides long. Lineage: Eukaryota; Metazoa; Arthropoda; Insecta; Blattodea; Termopsidae. The record is from RefSeq and is a predicted model, not a curated record.
AAUGGCAGUAUUCCAUCUGUCUGUCCACUGCGUUGCAUUACGGUAUCGGGACUCUUGUUUGUGCCGGUGGUAUUUGUUAGAAUAUUUUCCAGAGUGGUGGAUGGUGUGUUGGUUUCUUCAGCAAAAUGCGGCAUUUCCUAAGUCUUUGUGCUUUGUUGGCAAUCUCUGCAGUUAAUGCAGAAGUUUAUUUUGAAGAGAAAUUCUUGGACGAUUCCUGGGAAAAUAAUUGGGUGUACUCUGAGCAUCCAGGAAAAGAAUUCGGCAAAUUUGUUCUCUCCCACGGAAAAUUCUUUAACGACGCAGAAAAUGAUAAAGGUAUACAGACAUCACAAGAUGCUAGAUUUUAUGCAUUAUCCACAAAGUUCAAACCAUUUAGCAAUAAGGAAAAGCCCUUAGUUAUCCAGUUCUCGGUGAAGCACGAGCAGAAUAUCGACUGUGGCGGAGGGUACGCAAAAAUCUUUGACUGCAAGCUGGAUCCAAAAGACAUGCACGGAGAAACGCCAUAUGAAAUUAUGUUUGGCCCUGACAUUUGUGGGCCAGGAACAAAGAAAGUCCAUGCCAUAUUUAGUUACAAGGGCAAGAAUCUCCUUAUUAACAAAGAUAUUCGCUGUAAAGAUGAUGUUUUCACGCAUCUGUACACCCUUGUCGUGAAGCCAGACAACACAUAUGAGGUUCUGAUUGAUAACGAGAAGGUAGAAUCAGGGGAGUUGGAAGCUGACUGGAACUUCCUUCCCGCAAAGAAAAUAAAAGAUCCUGAGGCUAAGAAACCCAGUGACUGGGAUGACAAGGCAACUAUCGAUGAUCCAGAUGACAAGAAGCCGGAAGACUGGGAUAAGCCAGAGCAUAUUCCGGACCCGGAUGCCAGUAAACCUGAGGAUUGGGAUGAUGAGAUGGAUGGUGAAUGGGAGCCACCGAUGAUCGAUAAUCCAGAGUACAAGGGAGAAUGGAAACCAAAACAGAUUGACAAUCCCAAUUACAAGGUACUGAAAUGUCAUUAGGAAUAUUUAAUUUACGUGUACCUAGCU